AUGACCAAACCCUCAGGUGAUGGCCAUUGGUCGCAAUGGGGCUCCUGGUCUGGCUGUGACGUCACGUGUGGUAUCGGGAACCAGUUGCGCAGCCGCAGUUGCGACAACCCCCCUCCUGUCGGUGGCGGAGCGAACUGUAUCGGUGAUUCUGAGGAGACUCGGACCUGCGAUACCGGACAGCCAUGUCCUGUUGAUGGGAACUGGUCACAGUGGACAUCCUGGUCCGGUUGUGACGCCACAUGCGGCUUCGGCAAACAGUCUCGCAGCCGCAGGUGUGACAACCCAAGUCCGCUGGGUGGCGGGGCGGGAUGUGCCGGCGAGUCCGAAGAGACACAGGUCUGCGUCACCGGACAGCCAUGCCCAGUUAACGGGAACUGGUCGCUCUGGACUUCCUGGUCCAGUUGUGACGUCACGUGUGGAUUCGGGAACCAGUCGCGCAACCGCAGCUGUGACAACCCACCUCCCCAACAUGGCGGAGCGAACUGUACCGGCACUUUGGAGGAGUUCCGCACGUGCGACAGCGGACAGCCAUGUGCUGUUGACGGCAACUGGUCGCUCUGGACUUCCUGGUCCAGUUGUGACGUCACAUGUGGAUUCGGGAACCAGUCGCGCAACCGCAGCUGUGACAACCCACCUCCCCAACAUGGCGGUGCAAACUGUACCGGUACUAUGGAGGACAUUCGCACCUGCGACAGCGGGAAACCAUGUGCUGUUGACGGGAACUGGUCACAGUGGACUUCCUGGUCCAGUUGUGACGUCACGUGUGGAUUCGGGAACCAAUCGCGCAACCGCAGCUGUGACAACCCACUUCCCCAACAUGGCGGUGCGAACUGUACUGGUACUAUGGAGGAGUUACGCACCUGCGACAGUGGCAAACCAUGUGCCGUUCACGGGAACUGGUCACAGUGGACUUCCUGGUCCAGUUGUGACGCCACGUGUGGAUUCGGGAACCAGUUGCGCAACCGCAGCUGUGACAACCCACCUCCCCAACAUGGCGGUGCGAACUGUACUGGUACCAUGGAAGAGUUACGCACCUGCGACAGUGGCAAACCAUGUGCCGUUAACGGGAACUGGUCACAGUGGACUUCCUGGUCCAGUUGUGACGUCACGUGUGAAUUCGGGAACCAGUCGCGCAACCGCAGCUGUGACAACCCACCUCCCCAACAUGGCGGUGCGAACUGUACUGGUAUUGUUGAGCAACUUCGCACGUGCGACAGUGGACAGCCAUGUGCCGUUGAUGGAAAGUGGUCCGUGUGGAGUUCGUGGUCCACUUGUAACGUGAGCUGUGGUGUCGGGUACCAGACGCGGAACCGAAGCUGUGACAACCCAGAACCACAGUACGGCGGGGCCAACUGCACUGGGAUCUCAGAGGACGAAAAAGCGUGUGAUUUCCUGCCUCCCUGUGCAGUUGAUGGGGGCUGGUCUCCAUGGACGUCCUGGUCCAACUGCAGUGAGACCUGCGGCAAUGGCAGCAGGAACCGCAGUCGCAGGUGCGACCAUCCGCUGCCCCAGCAUGGCGGUGCCAACUGUACCGGUGAUGCGAAACAGUCCCAAGCCUGUGGACAAGAUCAGGCUUGCUAUGUCCCAAGCGUCACAUCUGAUGCCAAGCCAGACCUUGUGGACAACGGCACUAUCACAGACUCCACCAUAGCUGUUACGUUCAGCGACCAGAUGUUCUCUCUAGGCCUGGGAAUGAUCACCGAUUUCACUGUUAUUAUAGCAGAAGAUGUCACUGGUUUGCAUGAUUCUAUGGAAACAGGACUCGUACAGAACGCGCAGAUGUACAGCUGGUACGACGUGCAGGGACUCAGUCCAGUUCCACCCUAUCAAGUGUCUAGCCUCGCCCCAUAUCCGUUCACCAGCAGCCUGAGGAAGAAGAGAAGCACUGAAAGUCAGGUUAUAAGUUUCAUCAUUGGGGGAGAGAACUGCACGGAUCCAAACGUUACCCUCUAUUGCAAUGGUCCACUGAAACCUGCCACUACAUACAGGGCAAAGAUGAGGGUGUUCACCCCCAAUGGUUACUAUGCUGACAGUCACUACUCUGCUGCAAUGAGCACGCUUGCAUAUAGCUGGUCAGAAUGGACGUCAUGGUCCGCAUGUACGGUCAGCUGUGGUGCUGGAAACCAAACACGACACCGUACGUGUAACACCGCUCCCGGCAACAACGGUACCAGUAACGUGGCCAACUGCACAGGAGAUCCUAUUCAAACAAGGACGUGUGUAGACAUGUACAUCGGGCCUUGUCCAGUCGAUGGUGUUUGGUCAGCAUGGAGUAGUUGGUCUACUUGCAUCACCACGUGUGGACUCGGCAGCCAGGCACGGAACCGUACCUGCAGCAAGCCCCUGUACGGAGGGGCAAACUGUACCGGAGUCCGGGAAGAAGUACACACCUGUACAGGCCCACUGGAGCCACACUGCCCAACUAGUACUGCCGGCCCAACCGUCGCACAGACGACACCAUCACCAGACCCUUUGGCGCCGUCAGACGGCGGAACUAUGGAAGAGUUUACUCGCUGGGAGACAGGGGAGGCGCUUCCUGAGAGUUAUGACGCACAAGCAAGUCCUGUAGAUAUGUCAAAAGGAGAGCCACUUCCAACAUCAUCUGGAGUGAAGUUGGAAAGCAUUGGAUGGCUGUCUGAGAAAACCAUGGAUUUCAACAUAACGGCCACCUUCACCGUUGCCUGGACAGAUGAGCGGUUGGCAGACCUGGGCGGGACCGGCUGGAUCCCCGUGCCGAGUCACGUGUUGUGGCUGCCGUCUGUCCAGUUCGGCAGGACGGUCAAGGCCAGGUGGCCGGUCACAACAAGCUCCGUGAUGAGGUCAGCCGGGGAAGAGGGCGACGGUCCAGAAUUUGGAACUGUGUCAACUUGGUUGUCACCAGAGGGACAAAUAAGUCACAGACUCAAGAAGAAGCUGCGAGUAUCGUGCUUGAUGGACUUGAGAAACUACCCAUUUGACAGGCAGACCUGCUCAAUCAAACUCCAUGGAUAUGGCGGGAUAACGUUCCAAGUGUUUGUGGCUGAGGGCAACAGCGCGCCGCUUGCUCUAGACCUGACGGAUAUGGACUCUCAAUUUGUCGUGUCAAAGACUGAGCUGUUAGCUACCACUGGGUCAUUUCGUCAUGAAGGAGAAGGUUGUCCGUACUUCCAUCAACAGUGUGACUUGGGAGCAGAGGCAGACUACUGCCCGACCCUGCGGUUCUGUGAUGCCAGCGAGCCGGAGUGUAGGAAGUGUUCCACGUACUCUGGUACCUGUCAGGUCAUCCAGAAGAAUUGUGAUCAAUCUCAAUCUGACUCCCCUGUCGACUCGUUCUCGACUCUGGAAGCCAAGAUCCACUUCAAACGCCGCCUGCCGUACUACAUCCUGCGAGUCUACAUCCCUACAGCUACAGUGGUGGCAGUGUCCUGGAUGUCCUUCUGGGUGCACUACUCAGAGACGUCCGCUAGGGUCGGCCUGGGAUGCACAACCUUCCUCAUGCUUGUUCGUCUAGGCGGUCAAAUUGAGAAAAUGCCACAUAUUUCGUACAUACGAGCUAUUGACCUCUGGUACGUGUUCUGUUUGGCCUUUUCGUUCAUGGUCAUCCUUGAGUAUGCAGUGGUACACCACCUGCACAAUCCACAGAACAGGAAGGCUAAGCAAACUGAAAAGAAGGAAAUGAAAACCGGUGCCAACAAUCGUACGAUGAGGGAAAAGCAGUCCAUUGUGGUUCAGUCAAGCAAAUGCGUCGCACAAGAAGGCAACCAGAUGUGUGUGCGACAAGCAAGUGCUGGGCGAAACAGGAUAUGGCCCUCAUCCGACUCAGUGUCGAACCAACCAGUCCGGGCGCAGUCCCCAGGAAGGGACUCGAUUGUUUCAUCAACAAGCAAGCACACGUCCAAAACGUGCCAACGUCCAGACGACACAAGCCAAGAGGGCGAGGGUGAUAACCGGGACAGCCAGGAAGAGGAGCCGAUUGUGCUUCCAACAAGCAAACGAAUUCAGCGAUUGGUAAAUCUGGUGCGUGCGCAACAAGUCAGUGGUAAACAAAACAGGGUAUGGCCCUCGGCUGACUUGAAGUUGAACCAAACAGUCCGUGAGCAUUCCUCAGGAAGAGACUUCAUCGUUUCACCCACAAGUAAACACAAUUACAAAAGGUCCCAGCACCAGGACAAUACAUGGAAAGACAGCGAUAACAACCACACACAGGAAGAGCAGUUGAUCGUGAUUCCGCCAACAAAACGCUUUGUGAAGACAGUGAACCAAGUACGUUCAACCCUUAAAGAGGCAAACCCCAAGCCUGUCAAGGUACAGCCUUCGGGGUGGGAAUUGGUCAUUCCACCCACAAGGAAGCUUAUAUCCGUAACAUCCCAGCGUAAAGAGGGCAAUGGCAGAAAGACACAGGAAGAUACUCCAACUUUGAUACCACCAAGCGAACACCUCACUAAGACGACGAAUCAGGUACAAUCAACUGAUAAGGACUCAAAGUCGGUUGGAGUGCAGAGAUUGGGACAGGGUUUGUUAAUCCCACCUUCCAGCACUUUUAAAUCCAAGACAUCCCAGGACCAGGACGACACAGGACAAAAGGCUGAUGAGGAAAGCACCCUUGUCAACGAAGUUGGUGCAAAUACUUUUCCUUUGACGGGGGGUCAAACAACGAGGAAGCGGAGGGGAGACCGCGGGAUGCAGAAGCCAGAAGAGUUAGCGAAGAGGAACUUCGUCGCAACUGCUUUUUCCGAGCAGAAGAUUCUACAUCAGGCCAAAGAACCAACUGAGGGAACCCCAACUACCUCAUCAGACAGCUGUGAUGAUCUGCAAGGAUCUGUCGUGGAUGAAAAACCAGCUGCACCCAAAGCGCGCAAGAAGGCAGGAAAGAGCCAACACAGCACGUACAAGAAACCCUGCAGCAUCGAUGAGUGGUCUAGAGUGAUAUUUCCACUAGUUUGUGGCUCACAGUCGGGAGUGGCCCUUCAGAUAGCAGGGUCCCCACGUAGGCGAUAA
Messenger RNA from Branchiostoma floridae (Florida lancelet), 4977 nucleotides. RefSeq lists its product as uncharacterized. The record is from RefSeq and is a predicted model, not a curated record. Gene Ontology annotation, cellular component: membrane. Gene Ontology annotation, molecular function: transmembrane signaling receptor activity; extracellular ligand-gated monoatomic ion channel activity. Gene Ontology annotation, biological process: monoatomic ion transmembrane transport. Bases 1 to 4977 code for a protein of 1658 amino acids. Lineage: Eukaryota; Metazoa; Chordata; Leptocardii; Amphioxiformes; Branchiostomatidae. The transcript has 25 exons.